AUGGAACUAGCAAUGGCCGCGUUCCUCGGCAUCGUCCUUUGCGCUGCGUUCUUCCUCAGGACCUUCGUUUUGCGCGGCCGCCGCCGGGCAUACAACCCCCCGCCGGGCCCCAAGCCAUGGCCGAUCAUCGGCAACCUUAACCUCAUAGGCGAGCUGCCCCACCGCUCCAUCAACGAGCUCUCCAAGCGCUACGGCCCGCUCAUGCAGCUCCGGUUCGGGUCGUUGCCUGUUGUCGUCGGCGCGUCCGCUGAGAUCGCAAAGCUCUUCCUCAAGGUCAACGACGCGGCGUUCUCCGACCGGCCGAGGUUCGCGGUCGGCAAGUACACCGCGUACGACUACUCCGACAUCUUGUGGUCCCCCUUCGGGCCGUACCUGCGCCAGGCACGCAGGAUCUGCGCCACCGAGCUCUUCAGCGCCAAGCGGCUCGAGUCCUUCGAGCACAUCCGCGACGAGGAGGUGCGCGUGUUGCUGCGACAGCUGCGCCAAGCGUCCGGGUGCGCCGUGCGGCUCAGGGACUACCUGCAGAUGUUGACGCUCGGCGUGAUCUCGCGCACAGUUCUGGGCAAGAAGUACGUCCAGGAGGCGGCGGCCGGCGACAGCGAGGGGGACUCAGCGCCGGUGAUAACGGCUGCCGAAUUCAGGGAGAUGGUGGACGAGUACUUCGAGCUUCAUGGUGUGUUCAACAUUGGUGAUUUCAUCCCAUGGCUAGAUUGGCUGGACCUGCAGGGCUACGUUGCGAGGAUGAAGAGAACAAACGCGAGGUUUGAUCGAUUCCUGGAACAUGUCCUGGACGUGCACAACGAACGGCGGCGACUCGAGGGAGGGAGCUUCAUGCCAAAAGAUAUGCUGGACGUGCUGCUACAGCUGGACGAUGACACUAGUCUUGAGGUCAAGCUUAGCAGGGACAAUGUUAAGGCUAUCACACAGGACCUAAUCAUCGGAGCCACGGAUACUACUGCAAACACCCUGGAGUGGGCAGUCUCGGAGCUCCUCAAGAACCCCAAGAUCUUAGCCAAGGCCAUGGAGGAGCUGAACAACGUCAUAGGACCGGACCGCCUGGUGACGGAAAGCGACCUCCCUCACCUCCCCUACAUCGAGGUUCUCCUCAAGGAGACCAUGCGCGUGCACCCGCCCGCGCCGCUGCUGGCGCCCCACGUGGCCCGCGAGGACACAUCCGUAGACGGCUACGACGUGCUCGCCGGCACGGUCGUGUUCAUCAACGUGUGGGCAAUCGGCCGUGACCCUGCACUGUGGAACGCGCCGGAAGAGUUCCGGCCGGAGCGGUUCCUCGAGAGCAAGAUCGACAUGAGGGGCCAGGACUUCCAGCUGCUGCCGUUCGGCUCUGGCCGGCGGAUGUGCCCCGGGUUCAACCUCGCGCUAAAGGUGGUGGCUUUGGGCCUUGCCAAUCUGCUUCACGGCUUUGAGUGGAAGCUUCCGGACGGCGUGACGGCGGAGGAGCUGAGCAUGGAGGAGACCUUCGUGCUCACGAUGCCGCGAAAGUUCCCGCUCAAUGCCGUGGUCGAGCCCAGGCUGCCAGCCCGCCUGUAUAUGGGCGCUUGA
Messenger RNA from Miscanthus lutarioriparius, 1560 nucleotides. Lineage: Eukaryota; Viridiplantae; Streptophyta; Magnoliopsida; Poales; Poaceae. The record is from the annotation of a GenBank genome assembly.